UUUACUCUCACUGUUGCACGGUUUCAGUGGUUUCAUUCACGAGAACGUGAUUGCGUUUACUUUCAGUUCAGUGCAGUUUGGAUUUAGAGCUUUCAGAAUGCGGCUUCAAGUAUCUUGGCUGCCGCUUCUUCUUUGCGGAGCUGUUUUCUUAAGUUUUUCCGAAGCGCGAAGAAUCCGUGUCCAGCCUAUACCUGAACCUGAGGAGCAAGAAACCAUUCAGUAUUACGCAGCUGAACCACAAGAUGAAGAGGUUCAAUCGCCGCGACAACGCGUAGUUUUGGUAUCAUCAGCAGAUCAAUACAAUGGUCUUUAUGGACAACCAACUGCUUCGUCUAGAAGUACUUCAGAUAAUUAUAUUCCACCGUCUCGUAAAGCUCUACCAACUGCUAGAGCUAAAGAAGCAGCUAAAGCGCCCCCAGUACAAACCAUCCGAAAUUACAACAAAGUCAAUGAUGAUGGUUCGUUCACUUUCGGUUACGAGGCUGCUGAUGGUAGUUUCAAGGAAGAAACGAGAGGUACUGAUUGUGUUGUCAGAGGAAAAUACGGUUAUAUUGAUCCUGAUGGCAACAAAAGAGAGUUUACUUAUGUUUCUGGUAAUCCUUGUGAUCCCAAUGCUCCGAAAGAUGAACAAGAAACGGAACAAGAACAAGAAAACGAAGCUGAUAAUGGACCAGCUAAUUAUCCGACUCGACCAAUUCGACCGAUCCGACCUGUAACAUUGGCCCCAAAACCUGCAGUAACAUUGUUUCAGAAUAACUACGACCAAAGCGAGGAAGAACAACCCGAACCUGAACAAGUGCUGAAACCACAACAGCCUAUUCGUCGCCCCAAUUACAUCACCCGACCAACAUAUGCAACAGAAGCGGCGCAAGUGUAUCAAAGACCUCAACUUAUUUCAGCAACGACACCAGCGUCUUAUUUGGCGAAGCAACAAAGCAUCAGUAUUACCCCUCGACCAGUUUCACCAACUCCUUCAGCUAGGACUCAACUCCCGGCUACAACUUACCGCCCACAACUGGUUCAAGUUUCAGUAACUCCAAGACCUUCCGUAUUGUACACCAAAUCAAGCACUGCACUUCCAUCAAGAGGUAGUCUCGAUUUUGAUGCAGAAUUCCAAAAAUUCCAGCAAGAAAACAAUGUUAUUGCACCAACCCCCACUCCCAAAACCGUAACAAAAACCAAUAAACCGACUUCUGCAGGUACUGGAAAUCCGGUGUACUCAUCAGCGCUUGUAUUUGAUCCGACUUCCGGACAAUACAACACACAACUGUACCAAACCCUUCCUCAAACGGAGGGUGAUUUCUCCCUAAAUCAACGUAUUCAACCCUAUGUUCACCAACCACAAAGAACCGUGGUGAAUUUACAACAGCUUCAACAGCAGAGUCCUCUCUACACCCAUCUGAGGCCUCAACCGUCCCAAGCUGAGUAUCAACAACAACAAGCCGGGUUGCAGUUUCAGAACUCGGCGCAUUUGUACGCCCAACAACAACGAGCAAGACUUCAACAGCAACAACAACAAAAACAAGCCGUUCAAGACCAACCCGUCUAUUAUAUUCAACCUUCUGGAGACCAGCCGUUGGCGUCGGGUCAAAUUGACGCCUUUCUAAGAGGUCACAAUAUUCAGUUUUAAUUAAGUGUUUUGAGAGACUCGAAUAUAUUAGACUGAUCAAGGCAGAGGGUGUAUAUAACCUCUGGCUGUCUUUUUAGUGAAAGUGCAACGAUAUCUACCAUAAACACGGUCACGCCCCGAUUAAGUAACACUGAGUUUGCAUGCUUGAAUUUUUAAAGCAUCGCCAAGUGUUACUUUUCACUUUUGCAUCGGGUGUUGAUCUGCAUAACUUUCGACAUUGUCUUGAUUCAUUGUCAUUCCUUUCAAGGCCGUUGGGUUGCACCGCUGCAACCUUGAAUACUUUAGAUUUUAUUUAUGUUGUGCCUUAUGUAAUGAAAAAUUACCAAAUGUUAAUGUGGAAAUGAGCAGUCAUUAUUGCGUGGUUACUAGGUUUUGUACAUAACGCAGAUUAAAGCUCUAUUUUUUUAACUCUUGAUGUAAUAAUAUAGUAUUAUUAUUAUAAUGUUUGUAUUUUGUUAUGUAAGACCAUUAAUAAAUAUUGUAUAUAUUUA
Messenger RNA from Tribolium madens (black flour beetle), 2121 nucleotides. RefSeq names its product basic-leucine zipper transcription factor A-like. Gene Ontology annotation, molecular function: structural constituent of chitin-based larval cuticle. Bases 98 to 1630 code for a protein of 510 amino acids. The record is from RefSeq and is a predicted model, not a curated record. Gene Ontology annotation, cellular component: chitin-based extracellular matrix. The transcript is spliced from 3 exons. NCBI's taxonomy places the organism in Eukaryota, Metazoa, Arthropoda, Insecta, Coleoptera, Tenebrionidae.